GGAGACUCGGCCUGCUUCCCCUCCAUCACCGACACCCCCCAAUUUUGACAUUCCCGCUUCAACCGCCCUCUGCGAAGGACUGGCUGCAUCGGCACCUGCGGAUAGAGACCUCCUUCUCGCAGCUCCCUUGCAUAGACGACUGCUUCACUGCAUACCCACGCCCUCAGCAACCCACUCCCAGACAUUUUCAAGAUCACUUUAGCUCGCCCCCGACUCCCCUCGCCCGUACCGCAAUGUCAUCCUCCACCAACCCACCAGCACCCAGUGGUGCAACCGACGCCAAACGGACCACCCUCAAAAUCGUACCUUACCCCCGCGACCCCAAACUGACCUACAACGUCAUGAAGAUCCCCGACCCAAAGUUCCACCUCGCCAGCAUGGUCCCGCCCCUGCGGAUGGUCCGGGAUAAGCCCGAGCCGAGGCGGCGGUUCGCUAAACUCGGGGACGCCAACGGCGCUGCCACCGGCACCAGCACACCGCUGGGGGGCGGCGGCGGCGGCACGCCGUCAGGGUCAGGCGCAUCGGAAGGGAUCGAGAAACCCAAACCGGAUUCAACCACGAUCGCCCCCUUCGGCAAUGCCAUCAAGACACGGACGAAGCGGUUCCAGAAAAAGACCAAGAUCUACACGCUGUCGAGGGAUCCGAAUGAGGAUGACGACCCGGACGCGCGGGCGGAACGCAGGCGGUAUAAACGCGACCCGGACAAGUUUCCGUACCUGUUUAGUGACUUCGAGGGGAGCGUGCAGUACCAGGGGGAUGUGCAGGGGGCGAGUGAGGCGGUUUAUAUGGUUAUGAUUAAGAAGGGCGAUAGAUUGCAGGCGGUGCCGGUGAACAAGUGGUAUAAGUUUACCCCAAAACCGAAGUAUCGAACACUGACCUCGGAAGAGGCGAAUGAGAUUAUUAAGCAGCAGAGGGGACGGAGGCUGGAUACGUGGUAUAUGCAUAAGCAGGCGAAAGAGGAAGAGAAAAACGCGGAAAGUGCUGAGCCGAAGGUUAAAGAGGAGAAGGGGUACAUGAAGAAGCUCUUGGGAACCGAAGAAAAACAAACCCGCGACCGCUCCGACCGGCAAGACCUCGACGCCGCCGAACUCGACUACGAGGAAGAGUUCGCCGACGACGAAGACAUCCGGUUCGGGAUGGAGGACGAAGAAGACGAGAAGGAGGCGCGAAACCGGCAGUACGGCAAGCACGGCAAGCGGACCGGGUUCUUGAGCGACGAUGAUGACGAGGAUGAGGUGAUGGAGGAGAAGAAGUCGCGGACGGAGGCGGCGGUGGGCAAGCGGUUGAAGAAGGUGUUGAAGAAGGUGGAUGCGGCGGAUGAUAUCAAGUUCUCGGAUGAGGAGAAUCCUUAUAUCAGUGAAGUGGAGGACAGCGACAGCGAAGAAGAAGAGCCCAACCCAGACGACCCCGCCAUCAAAACCGAACCCAACCUCCUCAAACGCAAAGACUCGGACACCCUCACAGGCCCCACAACAAAACGCAUCAAAGCCGAAACCGCACUCGCGGGUGGAGUCUCGCCCGCGCUGUCGUCCCCAGAAUACCGCGCCACGAAAAUGGGCACCAAGCGGCCGAAAGCGAGCACGUCGCCGGCCCAUCUGGGGAAUGCGGGACGCGGGUCGAAGGCGAACUCGCCGAACCAUUUGACUGGGGUGGGAAGGGCGUCGAGUCCGUUGGGGAGGGCGGGGAGUACGUCGCCCUUGUCGGACACGGCGAGGGUGGGGAAGAAAAGGAAGGGGGCGGCGAGUUCGGAUGAUGACGCUGGGGAUAAGCGCCAGCGAACAGACACAGGCCCCGUAAAAAGCAACUCAGCCGCCGACAUUCUCAAACACAUCAGCGGCAGCCGGUCUAGCAGUCCACUCCACCCCGGCACCGGCCUCCCACCCUCCGCGCGCUCCAAAGCCGCCGCGGCAGGCCGACCAAAAGGCAGCGGGAGCAAACGCGGCACACCCGCGGGCGAGGCAGCCGCAUCAGGGAAAGCAGCAACGUCACCGGCCACCGCGUCUGCAAGCGCGGGACGAGCGACGCCUGCUGGUGGUACUGGUGGCGGAAGCUCCUCGAAACGGAAGGCGCCGGCGUCGUCUACGGGAAUGAAGAAGAACGCGGCUGGGGCCGGUUCGACUAGGAAGACGCCGGUGGCUGGGUCUGCUACCUCUCCGAAACCGGCGGCUGCCGCUGCGGCGGCUAAGAGCAGUGGGACAACCAAAAGCACCGCGACAUCCUCAAUAACAACAACAUCCGUCCUCCAGAUCUUCCGCACCCUGCGCCGGGAAACCAUGGAAGUCAGCACGCUCAUCUCCGAAAUCCAGAAAGCGGCGCCGGGCCUUCCGCUGCCGGAACUGAAGAAGGGGCUGGGCCCGGCGUUGAAGGAGUUGACGUACAUGAAGAAGGACGAGGGGGCGAGUACCGCGGGCGGGAGGACGGUGACGUUGAGGGAGGGGUUGAAGGAUUGGUAAAGGGGGGCUUUGGCGUACCACCCUAUCCACAGACUCACGCGGUGCAGAGAGCCACUUGUGGAAGGCAUAUUCGGGCAUGUUCGGGCACAUUAUGCUUUGCUCACUGAGAGUGACACGAACCAUGGGUGGGGGAAACGCGGUGGGG
Molecule: messenger RNA, 2598 nt
Organism: Fimicolochytrium jonesii
Lineage: Eukaryota; Fungi; Chytridiomycota; Chytridiomycetes; Spizellomycetales; Powellomycetaceae
Exons: 7
Coding region: 234-2453 (739 amino acids)
Biological process (GO): transcription initiation at RNA polymerase II promoter; positive regulation of transcription elongation by RNA polymerase II
Cellular component (GO): transcription factor TFIIF complex; nucleus
Molecular function (GO): DNA binding; RNA polymerase II general transcription initiation factor activity; TFIIF-class transcription factor complex binding
Source: RefSeq, a predicted model, not a curated record